GUUGGGUGUUGCAGUGCGCAUGCUCAGUGUAGUAGCCGGUUAUGGCGGCGGUGUGUGUUUGUCCAUGAGGUGGGGGACGCCUGCUAUUCUUACGGUCUGUGACAGAGCGAUCCGAGCGAGGCGCUGCCAUGGCUGGAGUGUUUGACAUUGAUUUGGAUCAGCCGGAGGAUAAUGUCUCCGACGAUGAGAUUGAGGAGGCGCAGUUCAAUGAUAUCAUGGAUCAGUGCAGUGGAUUUGAAUUCAACAUGGAUGACUGUGAGAAGAUUGAGAUAUCAGAGGACAACGUCAAUCAGGGAACAGAGAAUAUCAGACCAGAGUGCUUUGAGCUGCUUCGGGUCCUGGGGAAAGGAGGCUAUGGAAAGGUUUUUCAAGUAAAAAAAGUGGUUGGAGCGGCAUCGGGCAAAAUAUUUGCCAUGAAAGUUUUAAAAAAGGCUAUGAUUGUACGCAACGCCAAGGACACAGCUCACACCAAGGCGGAGAGGAACAUCCUGGAAGAAGUGAAGCAUCCAUUCAUUGUUGAUCUUAUCUACGCUUUCCAGACUGGAGGGAAACUGUAUCUAAUCCUUGAGUACCUGAGUGGAGGAGAACUUUUCAUGCAGCUGGAGAGAGAAGGCAUCUUCAUGGAAGACACAGCCUGUUUCUACCUGGCAGAGAUCUCCAUGGCUCUGGGCCACCUGCACCAGAAGGGCAUCAUCUACAGAGACCUAAAGCCUGAGAACAUCAUGCUCAACAGCCAAGGUCAUGUGAAGUUGACAGACUUUGGUCUUUGUAAAGAGUCAAUUCACGAUGGCACUGUCACCCACACUUUCUGUGGCACUAUUGAAUACAUGGCCCCUGAGAUCUUGAUGAGAAGUGGACACAACAGAGCGGUGGACUGGUGGAGUCUAGGAGCUCUGAUGUACGACAUGCUCACAGGAGCGCCACCGUUCACAGGUGAAAACCGAAAGAAGACCAUUGACAAGAUCCUGAAAUGUAAGCUCAGCCUCCCGCCCUACCUCACACAAGAAGCCAGAGAUCUCCUGAAACGGCUGCUGAAGAGAAACGCAUCGUCGCGACUGGGAGCAGGAGCAGGAGAUGCCACAGAGGUGCAGGCUCAUCCUUUCUUCCGGCACAUCAACUGGGAGGAUCUGCUGGCUCGGAAAGUGGAGCCUCCCUUUAAACCGUUUCUGCAAUCAGCUGAAGACGUGAGUCAGUUCGACUCAAAGUUUACCAGUCAAACACCAGUCGACAGCCCCGAUGACUCAACUCUCAGUGAGAGUGCCAACCAAGCCUUCCUGGGUUUCACAUACGUAGCUCCAUCAGUCUUAGAAAACAUCAAAGAACGGUUCUCAUUCGAGCCAAAAAUCCGCUCACCUCGAAGAAUCGUGGACAGCCCAAGAACACCUCUCAGCCCUGUGAAGUUCACAGGGGGGGAAUGCUGGGCCCGGAGCCCCCUCCUCCCUGGAGCUGGACCGAGUGUCCUGCAGUCCCCACAGGACCAGGCCAUGGAGCUGUCCACACCAGAGCAGAUGGACGUCACAUCAAACUCCGAGGCCUCAGCCCCUCUCCCCAUCCGUCAGCCUGCCGGGGUCAACCUCGCUCAGAUGAAGCAGCAGGCCUAUCCUGUCGUGGCCAAGCGGCCCGAGCAUCUACGUAUGAACCUAUGACCCACCGCACCUCUUUAGGAGAGUUUAUUUCUUGACGUUUUUUUUUUUUUUCUUUGUUGACAUUUUUUAAGAAACAAAGCAAAAAAAACCAUAAGGAUGUUAGAGACAAUUAAAUUCUUAAAUUGCACAUCCGCACACUACGUAUACUGUCACAACCUGGAGUCUGUGCGUGGGCCUGGCACUCCAGCGUGCUUCAGUUUAAGUGUUACCGGCAACAUCACCAUCUCACCUCUUCUCCGACGACACCUCAGGUCUCACGACCUUCGUCCUCUGAUCCACUCUCUGAUGUAUUGAACUGGAAAUGUUCUUUUGGGAGCUACCGCCUUUUUGUUUGACUGGGAAAUCAAAGGCGUUGCUGUAUCACAGUGCAUACAAGCGGUUUUAAUCUAAUAUGCAGUCAACAGAACAAGAUGACGUUCAAAGCGCUUUCUGCUAUUUGAUAGAAUGCCGGCAAGGACAUAACGUUCCUGCUAUGGGGAGAUUCUGACAGUGUAGACAUAAAUACUCCCUACUUCUGAACAAAAUGAUAUUAAUUAGGCUUAUUAAGAAAAGAAUAAAAUAAAUAAUCAUUUUGAGCAGCAUACACACUGGGGUUCUGGUAUUGAUGAAAAUAGCUUUAUGUCUACAGGUGUUUUAGAAAAUGGAUGAAUUAUUGUACCAUUCAUAAAUGAUGAAUCAGAUAGCCUAAAUUAAAAGAGAAAAAACAUGUUGACUUUUUUACAUUCUCCUGGCAUUGAUUUUGUGGAUGGCGUGGAAUGGUUUAUUUGAUAUGGAAACUUCAGUUCUCUUGCCCUUCAAGCGUACAAUGCUUUGGAUGUGUCUACAGAUUGGUUGAGACUUAGUUGAGCUUGAUCACCUUCACCACCUAAAACAUGAAACUAAGAAUGGCACUGCUUUGCAACAAUCCUCUCUGGCUGUGGGCUCAGCAGAGACACCACUGACCCCUGGAAAGAUGCGUACCAAGACACAGUGGCACCAGUUGAUCUGGACACGGCCUGCAGUUGUGAGGUUCAAAGCUCCAAAAACUCAAGACAGCAUUUACAGCCUCUUGCAUCAGUGUCCACUUCUUUAGGAGGGAUUUAUAGGAUUCCUGAAAAGUAAGGAAAUUAUAAUAAAAUGUGAAAAAAC
Messenger RNA from Labrus bergylta (ballan wrasse), 2774 nucleotides. It is a transcript of the gene rps6kb1b, whose product is annotated as ribosomal protein S6 kinase b, polypeptide 1b. Gene Ontology annotation, molecular function: protein serine/threonine kinase activity; ATP binding. NCBI's taxonomy places the organism in Eukaryota, Metazoa, Chordata, Actinopteri, Labriformes, Labridae. The record is from RefSeq and is a predicted model, not a curated record. Gene Ontology annotation, biological process: signal transduction; peptidyl-serine phosphorylation.